AAGAGACCCUUGAGUUGGACGCUUGUCUGCUCUUCUUUAUAGUUAUAGGAAGAGAACGAGAGCGAGAGAAGAAAAUCAGUCUUUUGGGAAUUCGCAGAAGAAGAAAAAGAGAAGAAAAGGGUGACAUGGGUCGGCCACCUUGCUGUGAUAAAAUGGGCAUGAAGAAAGGCCCUUGGACUCCUGAAGAAGAUAUUGCGUUAGUCUCUUACAUUCAAGAGCAUGGCCCUGGGAAUUGGAGGGCUGUUCCCACUAAUACAGGGUUACUUAGAUGCAGUAAGAGCUGUAGGCUUAGGUGGACUAAUUACCUCAGGCCCGGGAUCAAACGGGGUAACUUCACUGACCAUGAGGAGAAGAUGAUCAUCCACCUUCAAGCUCUAUUGGGCAAUAGAUGGGCUGCCAUUGCUUCUUACCUCCCUCAAAGAACAGACAAUGAUAUCAAGAACUAUUGGAAUACCCACUUGAAGAAGAAGCUCAAGAAGCUACAUGUGGGCGAUGGGAUCUCAGGCCUACAACCCAUAUCCAAAGGACAGUGGGAGAGAAGGCUUCAAACUGACAUACACAUGGCCAAGAAAGCUUUAUGUGAGGCCUUAUCUAUAGAGAAAUCUAAUUGCCUUUUGGAUGACUCAAAGCCAUUUACGGGAUGCUGCCCAUCCUACACCAGACCGAACAAAGCUCCAUCUACUUACGCAUGGAGCACAGAUAAUGUGUCCCGAUUGCUUGAAGGAUGGAUGAGGAAUUCACCAAAACACCAUCGAUCUGCUUCGGAAACUCCUUCCAAUUCGUGCAAUAACACGGCCGCCACCAACUCUACUUCUAGUGAGGGGAACAUGAGCACGAUCAACACUGAAGUUAUAUCUCAUGAGGCUCUCGAAUCAUUUCUAAGUUUUGAUUCUUCCACACCAGAUGCCACUCAAUCAAUCUCAUUCGAGGAGACCGUCAACUACAGGCCUGAUCUGAGCCAUUUCCGAGCUGAUGGAGAGUCGGACACAAAUGCCCCUCUUUCCAUGCUUGAGAAGUGGUUAUUGGAUGAAUCUGUUGGACAAGAACAAGAUGGAAUGAUGGAUAUCUCACUAGUUGAUUCUAACACCUUGUUUUGAAGAGUUGUUCCUUUUGGGUAUUUUGGGACUCUUUCUUUCUUUUUUUCUUUUUCUCUCUCUCUUUUUUUUCUUUUCAUGUUUGUUUCGAGCCAUGAAGUGAAGCAAUUCUCUUGUGGGCUUGAUCAGAAAGAAGUCCUAAAAUGCAAGAAAAGAAGUUUAAUAUACAAACAUGGAAAUGAAUAUGUAUGCAAUGAGAAUAACAAGUCUCCAAAUUCCAACUGUAAGAAAGCUUGCCGUGUUAGGGAUUUGUCGGUGUAAGGGGCUAGAAAGCUUACUAGUCUGUAAAUCUAUGGUGAAUAUAUAUCAUCUAUAAAUGAAAAGUACGGUUUCACUUUA
Magnolia sinica is the source of this 1433-nucleotide messenger RNA. Its product is annotated as myb-related protein 306-like. NCBI's taxonomy places the organism in Eukaryota, Viridiplantae, Streptophyta, Magnoliopsida, Magnoliales, Magnoliaceae. The record is from RefSeq and is a predicted model, not a curated record. The transcript is spliced from 3 exons. Bases 126 to 1097 code for a protein of 323 amino acids.